GCAACUCCUCGGCUCGCAACAGAGAUCGAGUAGUUGAGUUUGUUCUGUUACAAGUAGUCGAGGAUUUGAUUGCAGCGAAGAACAGAAGAAAGAAUCGAGCAAAGAAGAGUACAAGUGCCAGAAUCAGCGGGAGGGGGGCUCUGCUGGUGGUGGUGGGAAACAGAAGGACAAGUUCGACGAUGCUGGCCUGCGUCGCGUGCUCCAAGCACGAGCAGGGAGACGGCGAGGACCAUUCGGCUGCACCUGCACCUGCACCCAACAAACCAAGCUCCAGAGACGCCGUCAAAAGCCUCACAUCUCAGUUAAAGGACAUGAUGUUGAAGUUCUCCGGCACGCAUCGCCAUUGCAAAGGUAGCAGCUCGUCGUUGGGCAGGAGCAAGAGCCUCCACCAUCACCACUACCAUCACCGCAGCUCCUACGUUGACAGAGACGUCGCCUCCGAUGCUGGCAGCCAAUCCGACUGCAUCGGGGCGGCAGGCAGCUCGAGCUCGACGCCUGCAUGGGAUUUUUCGAGCUAUAGCAACAACAAAGUCGGCCUGCAUGAAGAGGAGGGAGGAGAGCAGGAUGUAGUAGCGCCGGAGGAGGAAGCAGAACCCAAGGAGUGGAUGGCACAGGUGGAGCCCGGCGUCCACAUCACCUUCGUGUCCCUUCCCGGCGGCGCUGGAAAUGACCUCAAACGUAUCCGGUUCAGCCGGGAGAUGUUCAAUAAGUGGCAGGCGCAGAGGUGGUGGGGCGAGAACUACGACCGGAUCAUGGAGCUGUACAACGUGCGGAGUUUCAGCCGCCAGGCUUUCCCUAUUCCGCCCGGGUCCGACGAUGGCGAGAGGGAGUGGUCGUCAUCAUUCAACUCGAGGGAUGGGCCAUCCGACCGCGAUCCACUGGUCAAAGAGCGGUUCACCACAAACACGUAUGUCCCACCGUCUACCUCCGGGGAAGCAGCCUACUGCCCGCCUGUCCCCGAUCCCUCCCAACAUCUCCUCCUCCCACAGUACUUCAAUCCCGCAGCCUUCGCUGCUGCUGCUUCUGCGGUUGGUGUCUCGGGAGUGAAGGUAGAGAGCUCCUCCAUGGACGCAUCGAGAACCACCACGUCGUCCAGAGCCUCCAUCUCCAUCAGCAAUGCCAGCGACCUCGACGUGACUGAGUGGGUGGAGAAUGACGAGCCCGGCGUUUACAUCACCAUCCGGGAACUGGCUGAUGGCACCCGAGAGCUUCGCCGCGUCCGAUUCAGCCGAGAAAGGUUCGGGGAGGUCCGCGCAAAGCAGUGGUGGGAGGAGAACAGAGAACGAAUACAAGCUCAAUACCUGUGAUAUUUCUCCGGUUUUGGCGACUCUUAUCUGGUCGGCGAGGACGCGGUAACAGCUGACACCAUACCAACUGAUAGGGAAUAUACAUGAAAACAAGACUGUCGACGAGCACACCAUGCGUUUUGACUGCCUGCUGACUCGAACAUCCCCGGGGUGAGAGAUUUAUAUGGAUGGGCCCUCGUCUUGUGGCCUGAUUUAUGUAACAAAGGAUCGGUGCAGGGUGAAUCCAGGAACCGUCCCAUGGCUCAAGUACUGAAAGGCCUAUGGGAGUGGGUUCUUCCCUUCUCGUUGUUCGUUGAAAUGUGCGUAUGGUUUCCAGCGGCGAUGUCCGGGCGUUUUUGGCUGUUUUAUCUGGGACUACUUAUUGAGGGUAAUAUCAUUAGCGGAGUCGACGGAGAUUGGCCGAACGGAGGCCUUUGGUCUUAAUUCGUUCAUGUCCGCUAACAUCUGUUCAAUAUGGUCAAAGUCCUUAUUUAAGUUGAAGUUAAAGUCUUGGUUUCA
This is a messenger RNA of Musa acuminata subsp. malaccensis (wild Malaysian banana), 1805 nucleotides long. NCBI's taxonomy places the organism in Eukaryota, Viridiplantae, Streptophyta, Magnoliopsida, Zingiberales, Musaceae. The record is from RefSeq and is a predicted model, not a curated record.